Dreissena polymorpha is the source of this 3182-nucleotide messenger RNA. Its product is annotated as mucolipin-3-like. The record is from RefSeq and is a predicted model, not a curated record. NCBI's taxonomy places the organism in Eukaryota, Metazoa, Mollusca, Bivalvia, Myida, Dreissenidae. Gene Ontology annotation, cellular component: lysosomal membrane; plasma membrane. The coding region runs from base 1122 to 2663 and encodes 513 amino acids. Gene Ontology annotation, molecular function: NAADP-sensitive calcium-release channel activity. The transcript is spliced from 12 exons.
UUUUCGUAACGAAAUGUACAUAUAUGCAUACGUAGCAGUAACGUCAGUACCCAUACCUGUAAAUAUUGUUUUAUUUUAAAAUGCUCUCUUGAGAAACAAAUGAUUUUGUUCAAGUAUCAUUUAAAGUAAUUAAGAUGUACGACGUAAGCAUAUUUACUCGGGAUACUUUGAAAGCCACACAUCAGGUCUAUUUUAUUAUUAAGUAACUAAAUCUUAUUCUGCUUUAUUUUUUUUACUUAUUGUAAUAUCUGUUCAAACGAACAUUUUAAUCAAAGCGCUGAAGGCACUGAAGUUGUUCGCUUUUGCAUACCCUUAGACGCAACUCAGUUUUCAAAACUUUUUAUAGCUUUUUAUACCCAUUCACAUUUAUAAAGAGUGUGUCUUUAAGCACAGGUCGAGAUGUGUGUGCACUGUUUAUCCUCAUAUUUAUGUUAUAGAGAUAACUUAGACGAAGUUACAAUAUAUAUUUGUUUCACAAUUGGUUGUUGCACUGGCAACCAUUAUAGAAUUUUGGUUGCCUUGCUAAAGAAUAACAAGCCUAUAGUCAUGUACAUGUUGGGUUAUGCGUAUCUAAUACGUUAUCUAUUUUCUUAAAAUUAUUGAGCAACAAUUUUGCCCAUAUGACAGACUUUUAAUGCAGCAUUAAGCCCCGUUUUCCCUGAAAGCAGCCAAUAUCUACAUAUCUCAAUGAUAAACUGGACAAUGUCGUCGCACAAGCUGUUAUAAACACUAGUCUGGCCAAUAUCGUUGCACAAGCUCUUAAACAUAUUGUUUACAUACAUGCUGUAUGCUUCAGUGUACCAGUGAAGUAUAAACAGGCAGUGAUUAUCGUUCCUAGCGUAGUUAACAGCACACUGACUUGCAGUUAUCGUUCCUAUCGUAUUUAAAGCAGACUGACUUGCAAAACUGCCUCUCAAAAUUAGUUAUGAGCUAACGCUCACAACUAAAAACUAAAUUUCAAUCCUUAUCAUACUUUACAUGCACUCCAGUAUUACGCGACGUUAACGAAGAUUUAACGAACAUGCCAUACUUGUACUUUUCUUACGGUAUUCACGUUUGGAGUAUGCCGUGAUCAAUUAAGCGACGCAAUAACACACGGUCAGGCGGUUCUCAAACACAAUAUGCUCAAAGCAUGGUCUGCAGAAUACGAAACACUACCUUAUCCGCCUUCGAUUGGCCCUUUUGCCGUUUAUACCAUAGAAGAUUUCAUUGAUAGAAUAAACUUUGCAGUCGAAGGGUUCUAUAAUAUGGAAUACCAAGCUACGGGACACUUCAAGAUGCUUCCCAACGACCAAAUGCAUAUGCACUUUAGAUACAUCGUUGUUUCUGACUCCAUUAUAGAAAUCAAAUCAUCAAGCUUUGUACCAAUACACGGUCUGACAAACGUUACCAAGAAUGGGCAUGCAGUCUACAAAUACGAUCUGCAAAAGGAAUUGGAACAUAACAAUUUGACGGACGUAUUCAACAGCAUCCUCGAUGUUACUUUGACUGCAGCGUUGCAUUCUUUGCGUGUUCUAAGAAAUGGUGAAUUCUUGUGUCUAGAGACACAGAUACAGAUACAUAUAGAGCAUAAUGAUAAUGACCUCAACGGUGAAGUUGACAUUGAACUCCAGACUACCACGAAAACAGUCUCAUGUCAACGCCUGAAUAUCAAUGCAACUGAAUCAGCAUUGUGUGAAAAGAACACUGGCUGGCAGGCCAUCUGUGUGUUUGCAUUGACUGCCCUUACGAUUACUGUUGAUGUGUUCAGUUUUUUAACUGGACUCUUGCUGUUGGGCGUGUAUCAUAAUAAGGGGAACAUUAAGAAUUUCUCUUCUUAUCUUCUGCGUUGGUGGUCUUUAGUGUCAGUAAUCGGAGAUUGCUUUAUUUUCACUGGACAGAGUAUGUUCUAUAUUGCCAAAGACCGGGUUGAAAAAGAGCUAGGAAUAUUUGAUGAAAUUGCGUUCUUCUAUGGCAUAGGGUGUUUACUUUGUUGGAUCGGCGCUAUGCGGUACUUAAAAAUAAACAAGAAAUUCUCGCUUCUGUUUCACACGAUUUACGAUGCAAAAUCAAACAUUCUGGCCUUCGUAUUAUGCACCGGGACUCUGUUUGUCGGAUACUGGGCUUGUGCCUUUGUGACGUUUGGAGUUUAUCACCCGAAAUUCGAAACAAAAGCCCUGGCCGCCGAAUCGCUGUUUGCACUGAUAUAUGCAGACGACAUAUUCGAAAUGGUUUCGUCGGUACACUACGAGCUGGCUGGAAGUGAAAUGUUUUUGAAGGCCAGUGUCAUCAUCGUUAUCUACAGUUUCGUUAUCCUGUUCACUCUUCUAGCGCUAAACCUCAUUAUUGCUCUGAUCAACACCUCCUAUUCAACCGUUAAAGAGAUUGACGAUAUCAGCGAUUUUGAAAACGUGGUUUACAAAUACUUUUCAAGCAAUCCGAAUGCCAAUCAAUAUUUGUAUGCUGAAAACACAAACUGUCCAUUCAGAGAUGGCAUGAAGAUGUACUUCAAAAAGGCAGAAAAGAAAAGGCAGACGGUAUUGAUGUUUGAUUAUUUGAACGCAGAGGCGAAUCAAAACAGAGAAGAAGGAAGUGGGAUUUUUAUGUGGCUUUUCUAUCCCAAUAAAUACAAAUAUUGGCAAUGGCUGAAUGUGUUAAAAAUCAAACAACAGCGUGUAGAAUAAGGAACAAAUUAAAGCCUCAAUCAAUUUAACGUAACUGAAUUUUACAUAUGUAAUGGUUUUAACAGUUUGCUCAAUAUAAACGUUAACCGUUUUCUUUAAUUGAUUGUUAAAUGGAUUAAAUUAAGGUUGAUAGUCUUUAUAACAGACUAAUAACUUUAUGGAACCUCCUUGUUUGCUUGUGAUAACAGCUCUUCUUAUUUUGUUAUACCGAUAAUAUUGUCCUUAUAUUCGGGAGAUGAAAAUCGUUUUGUAAAAACCUGUCAUGUCAUCGUUUAGCUGAAUUAUAUGCCUCUUAUGCAUCUUAUACCUAAUGAGAUCUUGCCAUUUUUAAAUGAUAUAUGCUUAAGUUCCGUAAAAUCAAUGCGAUUAUAGUUCAUAUAUAGAAUUUUGUAUCAAAGAUACUGUGCUGUGUCACUCUAUUAUUACAAUUACUUUUUUCACUGAAUAGUUCCAUUGUCGAUUGAGAAUCGCUUGUAUGAGAUUGUGAGAAAAGGUAUUGCCAAGAAUGAUUAUAUAUAU